UUCCCGCGCCAUUCAAUCUCACUCUCUUUCAUCAAAAUCCCUUCAAUUUCCCACAAAUCUUCUUCUUCUACCACCAAAUCAACCAAAAAUCCUUCAAAAAAAAAAUCCUCUCCGCCCACAAAAAUCGUCGUCUCCCAUACAUUCAUCGUCUCCUCCACAAAAACAUCGCCUCCUUCCACACAAUCGUUUCUUCCACAAAAACCCUAUUCCUAGUCCAGAAAAUCGACGAAGAAGGGAAACCAAAAAACCUAAUUCAACAAUGGUGGACACUCGAGCAUUUGGAUCGGCUAGUCAUGACGGAAAAGUGUAUCAGAGAAUGGACGCGAAGAAGAACAACCCGCAAAUCCCAAAAGCACCGAAAGAUACGGGACCACAUAACAAAAUCAUUCCAGAAGGGGAAAAAGGGAAAGAGACGGCUGGGGAUUUUCCAAUUUCUGAAAAAGAAAAUCAGUCCAGAAGUGGAAAAAGAGAAAGACACAGAUGAUCAUGUUUCCAGUUCUGGAAAAGAUGCACUAAUAGGGGGAGUAGACACUUCUGCAAAAGGGAACGAAAUGGCAGAAAACGUAAUGAAGGCUGCAAAAGGUGUAGGCAUGACUGGUCUGUCCUUAAACAAGGCAAACGAACUGAUCAUCGGGAAAAGAGCCAGAGCUAAGGAGAGCCUCAAAAUUCUGCAAUUGGAGACAACAACAAGAGAUAAGGCAUAUACCUCCAAUGCGACUGGCAAUGUAACUGAAUCACCUGAUAUGUCUAAAGGCUCAAAGCGCCUUCGUGAAUCUGUGAAGAAAACAAGCUGUCCAGGUGAAGAAGAAUUACACAAAAAUGCACCUGGGAAGAAGGAUAGCAAAGGGAAGGAAAAGGUCGAGGAGGUUGUUGUAAUUCUCGUUUUGAGGACCAUUGUUAUUGUUACAAUAUAUUAUUUCAACUAUAUUCGUUUUUGGAGUCUCUAUGCACUAGUACGAUUACUCCAGCUGAUGCUGCAUUGUACCAAUUAG
Salvia hispanica is the source of this 992-nucleotide messenger RNA. The record is from RefSeq and is a predicted model, not a curated record. NCBI's taxonomy places the organism in Eukaryota, Viridiplantae, Streptophyta, Magnoliopsida, Lamiales, Lamiaceae.